Molecule: messenger RNA, 1497 nt
Organism: Peniophora sp. CBMAI 1063
Lineage: Eukaryota; Fungi; Basidiomycota; Agaricomycetes; Russulales; Peniophoraceae
Source: the annotation of a GenBank genome assembly
AUGUCUUCAAGGUCGAUCCGCCACCCGACUCCGGGUCCCGAGAGACCGGAUGACUUUGCCGGGAUUGGUGACACAGCAGACGCACCCAUCCGCGUCGCCGACUCAUCGGACUCCUCGGCGGCUGGUAGCGUGUACGAUGAGUUUGCAGAUCCCAGUCUAGACCUGAUGUUCGAUACGCGGUGCUCGUUUUCGGAUGAUAGUGAGGAUGACGAUGUGGAUAUGGCCAACGGAGACGCUGCCGACGUAUCCGCGGGCUCAGCCCGGGCUCAGCUCGUUCGCCACUCCCCGGUAUCCUUGCCUGCGCCUGCGCCUGUGCCUGUGCCUGCGCCUGCGCCCAUCCCUCCCGUUCCAGCGUCGGGCGUCCAGACGCCCGCCUCCCCUCCUCCGCGCUAUAUUGGAUCGACUACCGCUGCGGUCGUUGCUGAGGCCACAACUUUGCCGCUCCCUCCGCGUGGCCCUCGCCGCCCAUACACACUCCAGAUCCGUGACUUGAGCCCUCUUCCCGCGGCUGAUCUUGAGGUUCCCGACCUCUUCCGCCAAGCUGGUAUCUCGACAUCCGAACAAUAUGAAUCGUGGCUGGAUCUCCAAGUUGAAUCUAGCGUCGCAUCGCCACCCCAUAUGAGGGAGUUGAACGGAUUUGAAGCCGCGACUCUUAUUGGCAUCGAGGCGGACUUGCGACGCCAGGUUCAGAAUUAUCGUGCAGCCCGCAGUCAGCUCAGGGCAUUUAGCGGGCUUAUACGCGAAGCUGACAACCUCGAACAACUCCUGUAUGGCCUUGCUGCGAAUCCCAUCAUUCGCGCGGCAUCUGCAGCCCAAGGUGUUGACGUUCUUUUACCUGAAUUUGUGACCAACCGCGGAACCCGCCCCACGCAUGGCUCGUCUAGUAACAGCCCGGAACCCUCACAGCCGACGACGGCGCAUACCGCGCCUGUCACUGUGACCGUGCAUUCUGGGCGCGCUUCUUCCUCUACAGAGCUGCCUGAGCCCUCUGAGGUGGCCGGAACAUCUGAGCCGGCCCAUGGUACUUCUGCAAACGCCUCAACAAGCCGUGCUCCUAGGCCCCAUGAGGCUCCGUUUGUAAACGCUAGAGGCGCGGUGUGUUUUGAGCAGAGGCCUCUGACGUCGCUUUACGUCGAGGAGUUGUUGGAUCGCAGCCAACCUGGCCCUUCAAUUCGCCAUCUCCCCGCGCCCCCUCCAGUGGUCGCUGCCCGGAACCGAUCGGAGGCUCGGCGCCGAGGGGGCGGCGUUACAGAGGUUGCGCGACAGCAACGCCGACCGGCAAAAGACAAGCGUACCGUAGCCGGUCAUCUGCCGGUUCCGCAACCCAACGUUGGCGCCGGUUACAAUGGCGCCUCGUCAAGCUCUGCCUCCAGCUCGGCGCCCCGAGGCCGGACUAAGCGCCGUGAGCCGACCAUUGAGCUCACGGAUUCAGAUGAAGAUGUGGUGGAUCUUCGGCGUCCACCGAUUCCAAAGAAAAGGAGGAGGCUAGGAGGCUAA